Pyrgilauda ruficollis (rufous-necked snowfinch) is the source of this 2194-nucleotide messenger RNA. RefSeq names its product DDB1- and CUL4-associated factor 8-like. The transcript is spliced from 14 exons. NCBI's taxonomy places the organism in Eukaryota, Metazoa, Chordata, Aves, Passeriformes, Passeridae. Gene Ontology annotation, cellular component: Cul4-RING E3 ubiquitin ligase complex; cytoplasm. Gene Ontology annotation, molecular function: protein binding. The record is from RefSeq and is a predicted model, not a curated record.
GGGGGAGGGGGGAAUCUGGGAAAAGUCCUGGAGUUUUUGGGGGGAAUCCCUGAAUUUUUGGGGUCCCCAAAGAUUGGAGGGUCCCCAAAAAUUUGGGAAUCCCCAAAAAUUUGGGGUCCUCAGGAACGGAGGGAAUUUUCUUGGGGAUUUUGAGGGGAGGGGGUUCCCCAAAAUUUGGGAAUUCCCAAGGAUCGGGGGGGUCCCCAAGGAUUGGGAAAGGUCCCCAAAAUUUGGGGUUUUCCAGGAUUUGGGGAAUUCCCAAAAAUCCAGAGGGGGUCCCCAGGGAUUGGAGGGUCCCCAAAAUUGGGGGGUCCCCAAAAUUGGGGGUCCCUGACCUUUGACCCCGCGCUCCCCCCAGCUCCAGCCCCGCUGUCCCCGGCACCUGGCCCAGGGAUUCCCGUGGGAAGCGGCGAUGUCGGACAAGGGCGGCAGCAUGGACGGCAGGACGGACAUUGUCAACGGCAGCCUGUCGAGCAGCCCCGAGGACAUGUCAGCCGAGGAGGGCCGGUGUCACUGCGAUGUCCCCAUGGCAAAACUGAGAAAGUUCUCACCCUUGGCUGUGGGAGGUCACCCUACAAUGACAUUGGGGUCACCCUACAACAACGCUUUUCUCUGUAAAAACAGAACACUUCCCCACUUUAUUACUCAAAAAGCAGCUAUUACUGCCCGCUUACCAGCAGCUAACCCCGUAACAACUAAGCAGCCGUGCCAAGGCAGCCCCGUAAAGCUGAGCCUGUGUCCCCAGGUGGCCUCGGAGACGUGGGCGCUGCCGCGGCCGCGCUGGCGGGCGAUCCCGGCGCUGCGGCAGCGCCAGCUGGGCGGCUGCUCGCGCUUCGUGGCGCAGGCCUGCGGCGCCCGGCUCUUCGUGCAGAAGUUCCGGCUGCAGCACGGCCUGGAGGGGCACACGGGCUGCGUCAACACGCUGCACUUCAACCAGCGCGGCACCCGCCUGGCCAGCGGCAGCGACGACCUCAAGGUGCUGGUGUGGGACUGGCUGCGGCGCCGGCCCGUGCUGCAGUUCGACAGCGGGCACAAGAGCAACGUCUUCCAGGCCAAGUUCCUGCCCAACAGCGGUGACUCCACGCUGGCCAUGUGUGCCCGGGACGGGCAGGUGCGCGUGGCCGAGCUCUCGGCCACCCAGUGCUGCCGCAGCACCAAGCGCGUGGCCCAGCACAAGGGGGCUUCCCACAAGCUGGCGCUGGAGCCAGACUCGCCCUGCACGUUCCUGUCUGCAGGGGAGGACGCCGUGGUCUUCACCAUCGACCUGCGGCAGGACCGGCCCGCCUCGAAAUUGGUGGUGACGAAGGAGAAGGAGAAGAAGGUCGGGCUCUACACCAUCUUUGUCAACCCUGCCAACACCUCCCAGUUCGCUGUGGGCGGCCGCGACCAGUUCGUCAGGAUUUAUGACCAGAGGAAAAUCGAUGAGAACGAGAACAACGGAGUCCUGAAGAAGUUCUGCCCCCACCACCUGGUAAACUGCGAGUCCAAAGCCAACAUCACCUGCCUGGUCUACAGCCACGACGGCUCAGAGCUGCUGGCCUCCUACAACGACGAGGACAUUUACCUGUUCGACUCGGCGCACAGCGACGGCGCGCAGUACAGCCGGCGCUACAAGGGCCACCGCAACAACGCCACGGUGAAAGGGGUGAAUUUCUACGGCCCCAAGAGCGAGUUCGUGGUGAGCGGCAGCGACUGCGGCCACAUUUUCCUGUGGGAAAAAUCCUCCUGCCAGAUCGUGCAGUUCAUGGAAGGGGACAAGGGCGGAGUGGUGAACUGCCUGGAGGGGCACCCCGGGAUUCCCAUUAAAUCUGACCCGGGAUUUCCUUGCAAUCUGACCCGGGAUUCCCAUGGAAUGCGCCCCGGGAUUCUCAUGAAAUCUGACCCGGGAUUCCCAUGGAAUGCGCCCCGGGAUUCCCGUGGGAUUUAACCCUUUUCCCGCCAGGUGAUCAAGAAGAACAAGGUGGAGCGGGACGAGGACAGCCUGCACCACACGGACAUGUUCGACAGCCACAUGCUCUGGUUCCUCAUGCACCACCUGCGCCAGCGCCGCCACCACCGGCGCCGCCGGGACCCCGGGGCCGAUUCCCCCUCGGACGAUUCCGGGAGCUCCUCGGACACCUCGGACGAUGAGGAGGAGGGGCCGGACCGGGUGCAGUGCAUGCCCUCGUGAGCCCCAAAACCCCCAAAAUCCCCC